Candidozyma haemuli is the source of this 4173-nucleotide messenger RNA. RefSeq lists its product as uncharacterized. The transcript has a single exon. Gene Ontology annotation, biological process: transmembrane transport. The record is from RefSeq and is a predicted model, not a curated record. Gene Ontology annotation, cellular component: membrane. Lineage: Eukaryota; Fungi; Ascomycota; Pichiomycetes; Serinales; Metschnikowiaceae. The coding region runs from base 1 to 4173 and encodes 1390 amino acids. Gene Ontology annotation, molecular function: ABC-type transporter activity; ATP hydrolysis activity; ATP binding.
AUGCUGGCUGAGUUCACUUCUCUCGGCAACGAAAGGCUUUUUUGGCACCUUUUACGGCUCGCUGUGGCCUUUGCUGGCUUGACUGGUAUCUUCAAGGAUAAGAACCCGUUUGGCUUUGAAAGUCUGAAGAUUAGGGGACCCCAGGGCAUUCAGAAACUGAUUUUGGUUGCUUUAGGUGUUGUAUUUUAUGGAUACAGAGCUGUGGCAGAGACGAGGGUGGAAUUGAUCCCUCAAUUGGCAGCAGUGGCAUUGGUAGCUGUUCCUCUUGGAAAGUAUACUUCACCAAUUGCAAAGUUCUUGCUUUCUACUGCCUGGGUGGUUGAGUCGUUGAUUGGCAACGUCGAAAGAAGGCCAUUGGAUGCGAAAGUCAACUUUAUUGCUCAACUGGUCUUGGUGGUCCUUAUAUCUAUAUCAAGAGAUCCUCCAGUUUCCCAGGAAACAAGUCGUCGAGGCUUAAAGUCGUUCUUUGAUAGAGCUACCCUCUCAGUCUUGAGCAAGGCCCUUAAAAGCGCAUACAAGCACGGAACAUUCCAAAGAGAAGAUCUACCUGAAGAAGAGUACACCUUCGAUUCAGAAGCAGCUGCUCUUAUAUUCGAGAAGAACUUGAAAGGUCCAGUGGACAGAAACCUCCUACUUAAAGCUUUAUGGGUAUCUUUUUACCCAAGCUUAAUAAAAUCAUACGCUUUUCAAGUGACUCGGUACUUGCUAGAGCUCUCAAGGCCAUACUUGCUAAAGAAGCUCAUCUACUUCAUUGACCAGCGGUACCAAAGUCAAGAACCUAGUUUGAAAUAUGGUAUUGGCAUAGCAUUUGCUAUCUAUAUUGAUACAUUAAUUGCAACCGAAGUUGCCUUUUUCGAGGCCUUCGAGAUCACUGACCUCCAUUCCAGAGUCUGUGCUGCCCUAGAGUCCAUAAUCUACAAAAAGUCCCAACGCUUAUCCCGCCAGUCCAGAGAAACAUACCUGACAGGUAAAAUCAUACAGCUUAUUAGUGGAGACGCCGACAAAAUAGCCGUUGCUGCUCGUAGGGCCGGAGAGCUCGUCACUUCUCCUGCCCAGCUUCUACUUUGCUUGUUCUCUUUAUGGAGUCUUGUGGGAAGUGCCCUGUUAGGUAACUUUGUCAUUUUGGGUCUUUUUAUUCCUUUAAAUGCCUAUGUACUUAAAAUAAUUACAAGGCGUAUGAAGAUAUACCGAGAACUGAGAGACAGACUGGGCGAGGCCAUUGCUGACCUUUACUCGUCUAUGAAGCUUCUUAAGUUAUACACCUGGGAGAAUGUGUUGAUGAAGAAGGUCAUAGAUUUGAAGGAGAACGAAGAAAUUCCUGCUAACCGGUCUCGUCUCAGUUACAACAGACUUGCCAACUUCUUUUGGCUGUUGCAACCGUUUUUGGUUUCUUUUACCACUCUUACCGUCUACACUUGGUUCAGCAAGAAGCAGUUGACUGCAGAAAUCAUCUUUCCAACCCUUGCCUUGCUCAAGAUACUUGCUGUGCCUGUUACAAAAAUUCCACAAUUGCUGUCGGUUGUACUGGGAGCAAACAUAUCGCUUGAGAAGGUAGCUAGCUUUUUGGCUACUUCUGAGCUUGAAGGGAGAGUUACAUCUAAUGACUCAGACAACGCUGUGGAAGUCAAAGGUUCUUUUGUGUGGUCAAAACUGGAGGAAGCCAAAAGCACUGCUUUAAGCAAUAUCAACUUUUCAGUCAAGAAAGGCGAGUUUGUGACUUUGGUGGGCAGAGUAGGGUCAGGCAAAAGUGCUCUUCUUGGGGCUAUCCUAGGUGAACUUGAAACACAAAGCACUGCUGAUCUGGUAGUGGUCAAUGGCCUGGUAGCUUAUGUCAGUCAAACACCUUGGAUAUUAAAUGGUACCCUUAGAGACAAUAUUCUCUUUGGCAACGAGUUCCAGGAAGAUACCUACAAUACCAUUCUUGAAGCUUCUCAGCUUAAGAGUGAUAUAGAUAAGUUUCCAGAGAAGGAUUACACUUUGGUAGGUGAAAAGGGCGUAUCCUUAUCUGGGGGCCAAAAAGCCAGGGUUUCACUUGCUAGGGCACUUUACUCAGGUGCUGAUAUCUAUAUCAUUGACGAUGUACUAAGCGCUGUUGAUAACCAUGUGGGUAAGAAACUUAUUCAGGAAGUGUUUGUAGCAGGUGGAGUGCUUUCAGGGAAGACUAUUAUCUUUGCAACCAACAAUGUCCAGGUGUUGAGCCAUUCCAGCAGUAUAAGUUACCUAGAGGAUGGACAGAUCGUUGAGCAGGCCAGCUACAAGGAAGGUAAAGCGAACCAGGGAUCCAAACUUCAAGAGCUUUUAGCUACCGAUGAACCUGAAGUCGAAGGAAAGGUUAUACCCACCCUAAAGCCAAUUUCCAAAGUGCCUACUGCCGUAUUUGACUACAACCCUCUUGAACGGCAUUUCCUGACUUACAAAGGCAAAAUCACUGAACAAACGUCCAAAGGAAGAGUCCUGAAAAGUGUUUAUAUCGGCUACUUGAAAGCUUGUUCUGUUGUGCCAGUAUCGUUGGUAGUGAUACUUUCAGUGGUAACCAGUGGUCUUCGUAUUGGUACAGACUUGUGGCUUAAGAAAUGGGCAGAGGAUGACAGCCAAGAGCAGGAUAAAACCUGGCAUUAUAUUACUGGCUACGCUUUACUCGGUUUCUCGUUCGAGUUGAUUCUUGGCCUCAGAAGCUGGCUUCUUCUUGUUGUGGUAGGGUUCGAUGCUGCAAAGAAUAUCUUUGUGAAUAUGACAAAGGGACUUGUGGGAACUUCAAUUAGGUUUUUCGAUAAAACGCCCAGAGGUCGUAUUCUUUCCAAGUACUCCACUGAUAUCGCUAGGAUUGAAACUGUUCUUCCAAAGAGUAUAUUCACUUUACUUACCAACUUGUCUGCUGCAACGCUUUCAAUAGCAGCACUCGUGUAUGCUUCGCCUGCUGUGGUACCUGUUUUGCUCAUUCUUUCGUUGAUCCUCUGGCAUUACCAGUCUAUAUAUCUUGUUGCAAACAGAGAGUAUAGACGUCUUAGUGGUGUAACAGGGUCUCCACUUAUCUCGCUUCUCCAGGAAAGCUUAGAAGGAGCUGAAACCAUCAGAGCAUACGGACAAACAGAACGGUUUACUAAAAUCAUCUAUGCUGAUAACGAUUUUGAAAUAAGAGUGGCCACUUUUGGCUUUUUUGUUGCACGAUGGCUUUUGAUCAGACUCCAAUUCUUGACCUCCACCAUUGCCCUAUUCACCUCUUUAUACUUUGUGUUUAGCAGUGGACCUGGGCUUGUUUCUGGGGGUACGGCGGGUUUUGCUUUGAGCUACGCUGUUGGUAUCAUUGACUCAUUGAGAGGAAUCACUGGAGCGUUUGGAUCGUUAGAUGGAGAACUCGUUCCAGUGGAAAGGUGUUUGGAGUAUGUCAACUUGGAACCUGAAGAAGAGGCAAUUAAUGGGGUUGAACCCAGCAAAGAUUGGCUUUCCAAUGGAGAAGUAACCUUCAACAACUACUCGGCCACUUAUGACCUGGUUUCUGAGCCUGUGCUUCAAAACAUCUCUCUUUCGUUCAAACCAGGCGAGAAGAUAGGCGUGGUGGGAAGAACAGGAGCUGGAAAAAGCUCUUUGAUACUUGCACUUUUCAGGAUGUUAAAAAUAAUCGAAGGUGAUAUCGCCAUCGACAAAAUCGAUAUUGGAACACGGAGGCUCUUAGACCUCAGACGCAGUUUGAGUAUCAUUCCACAAGACUCCUACCUCUUUCUGGGAACAGUAAGGGAGAAUCUUGAUCCUCUUAAAGAGUACCUGGAUGAAAGAAUUUGGGAGGUUUUGGAAGAUUCAAACCUUAAGGAAACAGUGGAGGGUCUUGAAGAUGGUUUGUCAAGCAAGGUCAGCGAAGGUGGUUCUAACUUCUCAGGUGGACAGAAGCAGCUACUUUGUUUGGCCAGAGCUCUUUUAAAGGAUUCUAAGGUACUUAUCUUAGAUGAAGCUACGGCUUCAGUUGACUCUAAGACUGACCAGCUUGUCCAAGAAGUAAUCAAGAAGAAGGCAAGCAACAAGACUGUCAUUACCAUUGCCCAUAGAACAGAUACGGUUUUAGACUCAGAUAAGAUCUUGGCUUUGGAGGAUGGAAAAGUGGUGGAGUUUGAUGCUCCAGGUAUCUUGUUGAAGGAUCCCAGCAGCUUGUUCUACCGUUUGAUCGAGGCCAAGACGUGA